Messenger RNA from Diversispora eburnea, 642 nucleotides. The record is from the annotation of a GenBank genome assembly. Lineage: Eukaryota; Fungi; Glomeromycota; Glomeromycetes; Diversisporales; Diversisporaceae.
AUGGAACACACACACGAAAAACACACGGAUCAACAACAACAAAAAAAUAAUAGUAUCCGUUCCACUUCUUUCACUAAUACUGAAGAUGUCAUCGCUUCACAAAAUGUCAAUGAACCUUCUUAUCCAACUAAACAAGAACAAUCUUCUACUGGUGAAGGAAUACCAAAUAAAACAGUUCGAGCUGGUACUGAUCAAGGUACUGCUGGAGUAAGUACACCAUCUGGAUUUUUCCCUGGAAAUGACGGUGAUGGUGGUGAUUAUUAUAAAAGUUUACAAGAUAAAAGAACACGAGAGUUACCUAAAAGUAGUGAAUAUAAAAAGCAAUUUUCUAAAGAUACAAUAGGCGAGAAACGUACUUCUCAACGAACACGAUUAUCAGUAUCACCAAAUGGAGGACGCAUAUAUUUAGGAGUAACACCAAUAACAUCUUUUGACCAUAUAUCUAUUCAUGAUAUUGCAGAAUCGAACCAUAGCUUAGAAUUUUUGUUUAUUUCUGGAUUGAAAUAUAUUAAUGAAUCGAUACAAGAUAUUGCGCAUUUAUCCUCUAAUAUUCGGUAUCUUGAUUUGGUAUUCUGUCGCAAUAUUACUAACAGUGUAAUUAGAAAAAAUAGCGCAAUCAUGUCAGAAUUUGGAAUAUCUUGA